GCAAUGUCUGCUGGUUGUACGGGCUAGAGGUGGUCUCCUCUCCUGGACCCGGCCUGGACCAUGUCUGCCGUACUCCUGGAGCAUCCCCUGAUGAUGAAGAGUGAGGAGGAGGGGGAGGGCAGCUUCUUACUGGUGGACGACGACGAGAACUUACAGGUGAAAGAUGUGUCAGACCUCCUUACCAAACUUGGCUGUAGUCCACAAGAACCAGUUAAAGUCCUCAGCAUAUUUGGCAACACCGGAGACGGGAAGUCCCAUACGCUCAACCAUAUGUUUUUUGGGGGCCGUGAGGUCUUCAGUACAUCCCCUUCUCAGGAUUCUUGCACCAUAGGUGUGUGGGCUGCGUACUACCCACCCUUGUCUCUGGUCCUGCUGGACACCGAAGGUCUUCUUGGGAUGACUGAUAAACAGAAUCAGAGGCUGCGUCUCCUUCUGAAGGUCCUCGCGGUGUCCGAUCUGGUGAUCUAUAGGACGCGGGCCGAGAGGUUACACAAUGAUAUGUUCCAGUUUCUGGGAAAUGCUUCCAAGGCUUACCUGAAGUUCUUUACCCCGGAACUAAAAGCCUUAUCGAGUCGCUGUGGUCUGGAGGUCACGUUGUCCAGUCUUGGUCCGGCUCUUCUUAUUUUCCAUGAGACGUCAAGGACCGAUCUACUGGGUCACGGCAGUAAGGUGCAUGGACAGGCAGAGACCGACCUUCUGAAGAGAUUCCACGAACUCGGGACCCCUCCAGAGGCCUUUAGCUCAAUCCACUAUGUGGGAGCCAAGACAGUAGUGCCCCCCACUGAUUUCUCCAAGUUAAAAGAGACUGUUAAGAAGCAGGUGCUGGAUACAUCCACUCGGUCAUCCAGGCCGCUGGCCCACAUGUUUACGGCCUUACAGAGCCUGAGCGAACGUUUCUCAGGGAAUAUUCCAGACGAGCAGGUUCAUAUCACCUCUUUCUUCCCAGACGAAUACUUCACCUGUUCUCUGCGUUGUCUGAGCUGCCGGUCUCGAUGCAAGAACAGGAUGAACCAUCUGAAGGACGGCGUCCCCCACCGAGCAGAUGGCCUGUGCCAAUAUGCCCAUGAAUAUAACAACAAAGUUUUGAUAUGCAGGCGCUGUUAUGAGAGUGGACGAGAAAUGCUGGUCAUCCCAAAGACGGUGGCAUCCACAGACAGCCCAUGGAUGGGUUUGGCCAAGUAUGCUUGGUCCGGGUAUGUUCUUGAAUGCCGAGUGUGUGGGAUUGUUUACCGCAGUCGACAGUAUUGGUAUGGAAAUAAAGAACCAGAUGGAUCAGUUGUUCGACAGGAGGUUCGACAUGUCUGGUCUGAGAGUGACUCUUGCUCCGUGGACCAACACAAUGCAGCUCAGCGGGUACUGGACGGGGUGACUCUCGUCUUUCAGUCAGUGAAUGAGUACAGUGCCGGGCCCACCCGUGCAGUCACUUCCUGGGUCACUGACCGUGUGGCUCCUUCCUACUGGCGACCCAAUGCAGAGAUUACAGAGUGUCACGGGUGCAAGAAAGUCUUCCAGACAGCUGAGCAGAAACAUCAUUGCCGAGCGUGUGGCGAGGGCUUCUGUCAUACCUGCUCCAAUCAGAAAAUGCCUGUUCCUGAGAGAGGCUGGGGUCCAUCGCCUGUACGCGUCUGUGAAAAGUGUCACAGUAAAGGGCAUGGGAAAGAUCGUCCAGCACGGGAAGAUGAUGGGAGUAAUCUCUUACCUCGCAAAGUGACUGAGAUGGCUCAGGGCACGCUGAACGUGGUGUCUUCUGUCAUCGAAUAUCCUCUGUAUUAUGUGAAGGAAGCGGCACGCCCCAGCUACUGGGUAUCGGACCAAGAGAUCACCCACUGCCAUGGGUGCAAAAAAACAUUCACACCUAAAUUGUCGAGACAUCACUGCCGGGCGUGCGGCCAGGGUUUCUGCCAGGGGUGCUCGGAUUUCCAGCGACCGGUCCCUUCUCGUGGGUGGUAUCAUCCUGUCCGGGUGUGCAAGAGUUGUAACACUAAGAAGGAAGACCUGUAAAGCGGAUGGGGGCGGCUCUUGGAAUCCUUAAUCAACUAAUAAUACAGACCUGAAUUAAUCCUAGUGGACACCUGUAGUACCUGCCGGCUGUGGGACACGUAACCUCUUACCAUGCUUCUUGCCGUGCACUUCUGAUCUAUUUGUCAGGGAUAAUUCAUAUGAUCUUAAUAACUGGAAUCAGGUACCCUGAAUAUGUUCUUCCUAUCUUCCUGAUUUACUGGAUCACUAUAUAGAGCAGUGUAACUCAACCAGUGUGCCUCCAGC
Messenger RNA from Hyla sarda, 2265 nucleotides. Its product is annotated as zinc finger FYVE domain-containing protein 1-like. The record is from RefSeq and is a predicted model, not a curated record. The transcript has 11 exons. Bases 61 to 2001 code for a protein of 646 amino acids. Lineage: Eukaryota; Metazoa; Chordata; Amphibia; Anura; Hylidae. Gene Ontology annotation, molecular function: GTPase activity; metal ion binding; GTP binding.